Molecule: messenger RNA, 1311 nt
Organism: Pseudozyma flocculosa PF-1
Lineage: Eukaryota; Fungi; Basidiomycota; Ustilaginomycetes; Ustilaginales; Ustilaginaceae
Exons: 1
Coding region: 1-1311 (436 amino acids)
Source: RefSeq, a predicted model, not a curated record
AUGGCAGGCCAGCCGGCGACCGCCGCCAUUGUCGUGGCGGCCAUCUUUGGCGCUCUCGCCGUCCUCUUCUUCUCAUACCGCAUCUACCGCAAGGUGUGGAACCAUCGGCAUCGGGACCAGCUGCUGCCGCCGGUGCGAGAGCCACCUACGGCCUACUAUGGCCAGUCGGCGGUGACGCCCAUGGCCCAGGCGUCGCCCUACUCGUUCUUUGCCCAGGCCAACGGCACCGGCAGCAAGGGCAGCAGCAUCGCCGUCCCCUCGCCCAGCUACAACGGCGCAGCGACGCCAAACGAGCUGCCCUCGCCCUCGACGCCGGCGGCCGACCUCAACCUGACCGACGCAGGCCCAAUGCCGGAGCCGUACGACGCCCACGGCCGCGGCUAUUCGACCGUGUCGAGCUCGUCGUCGACCAUGACGCUGAAGCGCUCCUACGCCAGCGGCCUACCCAAGCCGUCGUCGGCGUCGGUGCACUCGGCGCUCAGCACGCCGUCGAUGGGCAGGAGGGAGUCGUACCUGCCCCACUCGCCGCUCAACCGCGACCAGAUCCAGAUUGUGCCGCCACAGCCGCUCGGCUUUGGCACGGGCGGCUUCGCCAUGGCCACCGACCAGAGGACGCUCGCCUUUAGCAAGAUGAGCGGCAUCGGCGCCGGCGAGGAUCUGACGAGCGGUCUGGUGUGGGCGGACAACAACGAGCCGCUUCACACGCCAGGGGGAACGGCAACAGCAUCAGCGCAACCACAUCAGCAGCCGCAUCAGCAGCAGCCGCGCGACGACUCGCGGCGCCCGUCCAAGGCGCAGCUGGGCGAGGACGAGAGGCGCAAGUACCUGCUCCAAGGGCCGGGAUCGCGGUCAGCGAGUCCAGCGCUGCCGCCGCCGGCCGCCUCACCUUCGCCAGCGUCGAGGAGGGCGUUAUCGCCCGGCGGAUCGAGCCUGGCGUCCAACUCGCGAGGCACCUCGGCGCUCAGCGACCGUUCCUCGAACUCGGACGACCCGUCGACGCGCGGCGAGCCGCGCCGACCUCCGCCCGGCAGCGGCAUCGACGCACGCGCCCUCGACGAGUCGAAGAGCCCGCUGCAGAGGGUGGUUUCGGAUCGGCUGCCGGUGCCGCACGCCCGCAUGCCCUCCGAGGUGCCCAGCGACGAGACCGACCACAGCGGCUCGCCCAUCCUCGGAGCCUUUCGCACGCUGAGCCCAGCGACCUCGAGGCCAUCGCCACAGCCUUCGCCUCAGCGGUCGGCGCGGCCGUCUCCACCAGAUACGGGCGCAGGAGUCAGGGUUCUCCCGCCGCCGCCGCCGCCGCCGGUGGCAUAG